AUGUUCGCUGCUAGGUUUGACCCCACUGCAGUGCAGUCUGUUGCAGUAGAUCAGGAGGAAAAGGUUCGCGCAUCGAAACCAGUUGUUCCUCAGAAGAGACGAGCUGAGAGCGAAGAGGACAGUGAAGAAGAUGAGGACGAAGAGAAGGAUGAGGUUGAUGAGAAUGAGAACGUGAGGGAGAAUCAUAUACCAGAGGAAAACCCUUCAGAUGAGGAAGACCACAAGAGUGACGUUGAGAUGGACUUGGCCACCAAUGAUGAAGUAACAAGCAGUAAAUACUCAGGCGUGUACUCGAGAUUUCAGAAAACUCUCCAGAUACAAGAUAAACUGGCGCCCUAUGAUCUAGUCAACACUGAGGAUGAAAACGAUAACUCGGAUACCGAGCAGCAUGAGCUAGUGCCAAUUCCUCAGCCUGAAAUUGUCAGAAACACUCAUCUCACCACUGAAGUUGUAAAUUUGAAAGGCAAGUCAGCCGCUUGGCUCCACACUGCAAGGGUACAAUACGACAGUUCAAUGGUUAAGCCAUUCUCCGCCUACAAGGAUAUUUUGAAUGACAAGCUCAUUUCCAAUGUGACUUCAAAGUUUUCGGAGAAUGCUUUCCCAGUUCAAACUGUGAUUUUGGACACAGUUGUGCCAAAGAUGAACUUUGCGCAAAGCGUGAACAAGAAAAGCUUUCCGCGCCGGGUUGGUGACAUUUUGGUCAACGCUUCAACGGGUUCGGGUAAAACUUUGGCAUACUCCAUUCCAGUAGUACAGUGCCUAUCGAAGCGCACAGUGAAUAGACUGCGGUGUCUGAUAGUUGUGCCCACAAAAAUUUUAAUACAUCAAGUUUUUGAAACAUUGGUGAAGCUAUCGCAAGGCACUAGCCUUAUCACAGGUAUUUCCAAACUUGAAAAUUCUCUCAGGGAAGAGCAUCGCAAGUUCCAAGCCCAGGAGCCAGAUAUUUUAGUCAUUACUCCUGGCCGUCUGGUAGAUCAUCUUCAGCUUAACACUUUCAGCUUGAAGAACUUAAAGUUCUUAAUCCUGGAUGAAGCCGACCGCCUUUUGAAUCAGUCUUUUCAAAAUUGGUGCUCUGUAAUAAUGGAGAGACUCAAAACCGAUAAAGAAGAAAUGCACCCCGUGAGCGUCAUUAAAAUGGUUUUCAGUGCCACUUUAACAACUAACACAGAGAAGCUUCAUGGUCUGCAACUGAACAGGCCAUCCUUGUUCAUGAUGGACUCUGUCAAGCUCUACCAUCUACCAAAGCAACUACAAGAAUUCAACAUCAAGAUACCGACCGCUAAAAGUUUUGCUAAGCCGCUUUUCGCCCUCCAAUUGAUAGCCGCGCUGUCCCCCACAGAUCCCAGAAUACUUGUUUUUGUGAGAAGCAACGAAGCAUCCAUUAGACUUGCAACCCUGCUGGAGAUCUUGGUUAACAACAAAGUCCUACCGAUCGAGUUCCGCACUCAAAUAGCAUCCAUAAAUUCCAACAACACCAAAGGGCUCAACAGCAAACUCAUAAAACAGUUUGCUUCCUCAAGUCCAGAAAAAGUGACAAAAAUAUUGGUCGCUACAGAUCUUAUGUCCCGUGGUAUUGACAUCAAUAAUGUUUCUCAUGUUAUCAAUUAUGAUCUGCCCAUUUCUUCACAACAGUAUGUUCACAGGUGUGGAAGAACUGCUAGAGCACAAGCCAGUGGUGAAGCCUUCAACUUGUUGGUUGGAAAGGGUGAACAAACCUUUUGGUCGGAUAACAUAGAUAGCGAUCUGAGCAGAGAUCUGGAUGGUUGUCGCCCUAAGCCCUACGAAGAAGAACAGGCACUUGAGAACAUUUUAGAAAUUACGAAAGACGCCGAAGAGAAUUACAAGGAUUCUUUGGAACAGCUAAAAAAUAAUGUAACUAGUAAAUAA
Messenger RNA from Lachancea thermotolerans CBS 6340, 1887 nucleotides. It is a transcript of the gene DBP6, whose product is annotated as putative ATP-dependent RNA helicase DBP6. Lineage: Eukaryota; Fungi; Ascomycota; Saccharomycetes; Saccharomycetales; Saccharomycetaceae. Gene Ontology annotation, cellular component: nucleus. Bases 1 to 1887 code for a protein of 628 amino acids. The transcript has a single exon. Gene Ontology annotation, molecular function: nucleic acid binding; ATP binding. The record is from RefSeq and is a predicted model, not a curated record.